Messenger RNA from Trypanosoma conorhini, 5178 nucleotides. RefSeq names its product putative chaperone DNAJ protein. Lineage: Eukaryota; Euglenozoa; Kinetoplastea; Trypanosomatida; Trypanosomatidae. The transcript has a single exon. The coding region runs from base 1 to 5178 and encodes 1725 amino acids. The record is from RefSeq and is a predicted model, not a curated record.
AUGCAGCGGGCGCUCUCCAGGGAGCAUCUGAGCGAAUUCGCCCACCAUGCCGUCAGCGGCCUGCGGCGGCUGGUGAAUCCUAAGUCACCCCCCACCACCGUGGCGCAGCAGGAGCUUGUCUCCACCUCCAAAUCAAUAGAGGAGUCCUGGCGAAAAAAGCGAAUCGUCUCAGACACAACGUUAUUGGACAUGUGGGCGGCAGAGUUUCAGGGGGAACUGAUUGCGCAAUUGGAACAGUACACGACGGGCGACGCCCGCAGCGAAGGCAACGGCCACGUAGCAGGCAGUGACGGUGCCGCUACUCCCGCUUUAGCGGGGCCUUCAUCAGAAAAUAAGGGUGAAACACGCAAUUUCAUUGGAGAAACUUCCAUGCUAACAUGCACGGAGGCGCUGAAGAUCCUUAUUCGGACCAACGGGGAGAAUGCAGCCGAACUCUUUACUCGUUACGACUUGGUACGUUACAUGACAAGAUACUUAAUGCAGGUUCCUAUGAGUAAGAAGAUGCGGGACACGCUUGCUUCCGUCUUGUUGGAGAUUGUCGGGUACAACUCCAGGCUUUUAAAGGAAGCUCUCGCCGUGAGCCAGGAACUUCUAGUUUUUCCCGGGGAUGCCAAUAGCGGGCAUGUGGCGACUUCACAACAGUUACAGCUGGCAGGCUUGCUUGCGGCAGCGUUUCGUCGAGUUGACGUGCACAAAGUCCCUGUCGAUAGCGUCCGGCUCAAAUGUGGGCGCGACGGCUUCCUGUCCGGGCUUAUUCGUACUUGUUUAGUUAUUGCCACCGGAGACGCCGGGGGGGCGAGCGGCGGGGCCCAGGUUACCGCCUUGUUGACGUAUUUUGGUUUAUUAAACGGCAUGGUGCGUGGGUGUGCCGCCAACAAGGAAUUGUGUAAGGGGAACCACCGCGACGAGCUUGUGUCACUGUGGAUCAUUGCGGCCUCGAGUGUGUCGAGGGUAGAAACUUCACUGCCCGUCCCUACGAACGUUCCAGGGAAGGAGGCCACCGUUGCCGUGGAGGGGGCCCAGCUCUGGGCCUCGGAGCUCAUUGAAUUUCUGCUGGAGGUUGCAACGAGCGAAAGCUUCGCACUGCGACGGCAGCUACUAAACAGUGAGGGCAUGAACACCGUUGAGGGCCGAAGCGUGCUGAACAACACCGGCUUCCCACCGCUGUCGCCGUCGUCGUUGUCGUUGUCUUCCUCGGGCGUCGUCAGCCGUGCCACGCGAAGCUACGAGUUUUUACCCGCACACUGGGACGCCCUCUUGAGCGGAGGAUCGGCCUACGUGUGGAACCUGGCACGUAUUUUGUUUAACUGCCUCUUGUCCAGUGAAGGGUGCGAGUUUAUUGCAGAGGCGCUUCUCUGCAUGGAUGCACAGAGCACCAUUUCAGAAUUUAUUUACCGCAGCGUGAUUGCCACACUCAUGCUUCUCUGUGUGGCAACCCCGAGAAAUGCCGAAACACUCGCCGAGAGCCCAAUCAUCGAGGCACUUAUCGCACGCAUCACGUGUUCGCAGCCCAGUGUCUUUGCCAACGAGGUGAAGAUCCUUGGAAAGCUUUGUACACCAUGCCACGCCUUAAAUGCGUAUACAAUUCAAACCACAGUGGCCCUCAUGAGCCUGUUGUCGUCGCUGUACGUCGCUGAAAGGAUGCUGCCAAAACUUUUGUACGUCGUGGAGCAAAUGUGCGUUCGGCAAACCUCCUCAAUUGACGCGGAAAUCGUUGAUUCCUUGUUACAUGUCUUUACCUCUUCUGGGCUCCCUCGCGGCGUCCUUUUUUUUCCCGGGGGCGGCAGUGUGGCCUGUAUGGUGGACCGCUUCUCCACCAAGUCUUUCGGUGGCUACAGCUUUGCCGCAUGGAUACGUCCAAAAUGCGUUUGGCUGGAGGGCAGCCCUCUGUAUUCCUUCGCGGACGGCGCAUCUGGGGGCUCCAUGACGUUGGUGGUUGUGGCAAAUGGCCGUUCCUGCGGUCUGAUGACGCGCACGCAGAACUCCAACGAGGUGACGCUCUCCAGCAUUCCCGACACCUCAUUCCCGGCGGAUGCCUGGACGCACGUGGCGUUCAACCACAACAUGUCCGGGUUCUCGAUUUUCAUCAAUGGACGGCGUACGGAGAACAGUUUGUCCAUCCCGUUUCCCAAGUCCCCCUCAAAAAAGGAGCGACUGCAGUUUGGGUUUGGUGGUUGCCCCAAUGAGUACUCCUUUUUUGGCUUCAUUGCGAGCAUUGAGCUGUUUGAUGGGUCUUUCUCAGAGAAGGAGUUGCAGCGCAUGUACCAGGCGGGUCCACGGCCCUCGCGGGAGCUCUCCAUCUCGUGUCACCCGCUGCUGAGCGUGGAGAGCCAAAUGGUCUCCGGCACAAACAAGUUCAGCGUUGGUGUGACCGGAAGCCUGGCGGCGCGGAACGAGGGGGUCUCGGUGCACAGCGUCGUGGCGUGCAGCCCUCUAAACGUGCACGAGAUGUUUUGCCGUCAGGAUGUGGUGAACUGGGCGCUGCGGACCCUCGUGAUGGCCAAGAAAUUCUCCACAAACUUUGGCACGGUUGCCAAGCUGUGUGUGCAGUUUAUCUGCACGGCGAUGAAGCUAACAACGACGGAGAGGGAGCUGAAUCAAAUGGUAAGUGAGCGCGCGAUUCUGCGGCUGCGCGAGCAAAUGCUCACGUGGGAGAACAUCCCCCUUGAGGUCCCGGCCAUUGUGCUCGCCAGCACAAUUCCACGCGGGGGAGGCAAGGUGAUGCGGACCCACCCCACCACACAGGGCAUGCUGUCACUGCUGCUUGACGUCGUUAAUCAGCGGGGCCUGCAUCCUACCGCUAUUAUGUGCAUUUUGCGCGAGCUGAGCGAUGCCUUGCUGCUUCCGGAGAAUGUUGCCAUCUUUCGGGCGGUGCCUGGUCGAUUUGAGCGGAUCUUGGCACUAAGCAUGAGGCUCCCCCCGGAGUGCGUGGAGGGCGUUAUUGCCCUCGUGGAGCGGCUAUGUAAGGAGCCACGUGAAAUGGAGCAAACGCUACUGUUCCUUCUCUCCCCAUCAGCCGCUAAAACGGCUGACUUUGUGAAGGCGGAGAUGCUGCGCAUGCUCUUUGACAUCGCCCUUACCAACACCGCCAUGUGCGACCUCAUUAUGGGCGCCUUUGGGAACAGCGGCGUCUCCUUCCUUAUUUGCCUCGUCGGCGGCAGAAACCACGGUGAUGAGGCGGUGCGUAUCUUCGCCCUACGCAUUAUAUCUCUUAUACAUCACACCAACAAACGGUUUCGUGAGCAUUUUGCGAAAUGCCACGGUUAUGAGGUGCUUGGGGCGGUGAUGACAGGUCCCGCGGCCUCUGCGGUUCCAAUUGGUCUGGCAAGCUUCAACUGUCUUUUUCAGAUGGCCUUCGACGCCUUCCAACCGAACAGCGAGGGGGAGGCGGUGGCGCUGCACCUGCAGCAGGCCGGCUCAUCGAAGGCCAAACGACGCCCCACAAAGCAUCCAGAAUACGUCCGCCAUCCCGCGACGGCCGUUGGAGAAGCAUGGGCUCUUCAAGGUUACAUGCCUGGCUUAGUGUCACCGGAGCUGCGCGUGACGCGACGCGAGUACAGCUUUGACAUCUCCCACGAGCUUAACUUUGGACACGACACACGGACUCUCCUUGACGAUGCGCAUCGAUGCCCUCGAUCCAGAGGAAACACGCACGUUGUCCUGCAGGUGCCGCAAGUGAUUCACACACUCUUGUCGCUGCUAGGGCGUUUGCUGCGCGGCGCCGGGGCAGAUUCCUCAAGAGUUAGUUCCAUGACGGGAGAGUCUCCUGCCUCUUCCGAGGGCAAUUCAGAGACAAAUGUCGCAGUGCACGAGGAGCGAGGGGCCAACAACGCGGUGGACAGUGUGAGUAGGGUGUCUGCUGCCUCUCCCAUGAUGGAAGAAACCACAGAGGGCAUCACACUGCGUGUGCUUGCGCACCUAGAGAAAAUUGUCGACCGCACCGAUAACGGUCAAAUGCUGCUCCCCGUCCCUUGGCUGCUGUGGUUGUGGGAGGCGGUGAGACCCGUGAUUGACCCCCCAAGCAGCAACAGUGUCGAGGUGACCUCUAAGCUUCCAAGGAAGUUCGUGGUCGCUGUGCAGCAGCGCGUGCGAAAAAUAGUGCGCAUUCUGGCCAUUUUGGACCUAAGCCGCAACUACAAGGCUGGAACUGUGCGCACGCUUCGACAGAUGGAGCUCCCCUCGUUCCUCACCCGCCUUGUGCUGGAGGAGAUCGUCUCGCACUUCACGAAAAGUCGAUGUGAGAUACCAGACCAGGGCGAGGCAGCCAACAUCAUCAAGAACCUGGACUCGCUCCUGCACGGCAUCGAAGAGGUGCUGUGGCCGCUCCCACUGGGGCUGGGGCUGGAGAUUGUGAACGCCAUCAGCGCGAUCGCCGUCAACAACAACGCGUGGGUCCGCACAAAGAUGAAAAACUCAAGUCAUCUUUUUGAAACGCGGAAGCAUCUCAGCUUUGUGCUCUUGACAUCGACCAAAAGGUUUUCCAAGCUGGAGUCCGCCACGCUGACGCAGCUGCUGGGGGUGAAUGGGAAUGAACCCAACACGAUACGGGUGGUGCUGCGUCGAUUGAUAACUGCAACAUCCAACUGUGACGCGGACGAGGUCGAGGCCUUGCUUGCCACGACACGCCAGCUGAUAAACAGCGACAUGAAUCAAUUUCACACCGUACUCACUAUUAUUGGCGUGGAGUACCGCAGCUUUGCGGAGCUGUUGUGUGGAAUUGCGGGCGGCAAAAUCGCCCCCUUGUCGGCUUCCCCGGAGCGUGGUGUACAGAGCUCUAACGCCUCGUUUCCCCGUACCGAAGAGAGGGUUCCCGUCGAGGAGGUGCCCGCGUCGGCGGUUAUUCAUUGGAGCCUGGAGAACAAGGCCCCGUGGGAGGUUAUUAGGCAGCGCGUGUGUGCCGCCACCAACUCCUUCGCCACCGCGCGUGGUAAAGGCGGUGUGGAGGCCACUGCGCUGAGUCCGUCGUCCAAGGCGAGGCGGGUGGAAGAGCGCCGGCAUAGCGUCCAGAACAAGGUUGCGGCCGAGGUGGAACGCAUCAACCGGGAAGUCAACUACCAGCUGAAUUUGCGUGGCGCCGGCGGCGGCGACCUCUCCCCGACUCCCAACACCGGCUUUUUGAGGUUGACACAGUCGUCAGACUCGGUACUAUCAGAAUUUUCAAGAACUUUGCCCUUCUGA